Pisolithus orientalis is the source of this 3131-nucleotide messenger RNA. Its product is annotated as coatomer subunit gamma. The transcript is spliced from 11 exons. The record is from RefSeq and is a predicted model, not a curated record. Gene Ontology annotation, molecular function: structural molecule activity. Gene Ontology annotation, biological process: endoplasmic reticulum to Golgi vesicle-mediated transport; intra-Golgi vesicle-mediated transport; intracellular protein transport. Gene Ontology annotation, cellular component: COPI vesicle coat; endoplasmic reticulum; endoplasmic reticulum-Golgi intermediate compartment. Bases 170 to 2947 code for a protein of 925 amino acids. NCBI's taxonomy places the organism in Eukaryota, Fungi, Basidiomycota, Agaricomycetes, Boletales, Pisolithaceae.
CCUGUUGUGUGCUGAUGAGAGUGCCAGUGGUAUGGAGUAUCAUCGAUUCAUGAACCUGUAGGACUGGAACGCCAUCGUCAGGUCAAAACAAGAGCCAAACAAGGCACUUCUGUCUGGGCCACGUCCGUCCCGAGUGUCGGUCUCGAGCUCGUCCUUGACAUCGUAUGCCAUGGCCUACGCGUCCAAAAAAGAAGAGGAGAGCGGUCUCAGCUCCUACUACAACAACAAAACGACUAUCAUCCAAGAAGCCCGUGUUUUCAACGAAUCGCCCAUCAGUCCACGGAAAUGCAGAGCCCUCCUCACCAGGAUAGUCUACUUGCUUUACCUAGGCGAGAGCUUCAGUUCGCAGGAGGCUACUACCUUGUUCUUUGGUACCACUAAACUUUUCCAGCAUAAAGACAGUGCUCUCCGGCAGAUGGUUUAUCUUGCCAUCAAGGAGGUGGCCACCACUGCGGAGGAUGUGAUCAUGGUUACCAGCAGCAUUAUGAAGGAUAUGCAACCAAAUUCUGAGGUUAUAUACAGACCGAACGCGAUCCGAGCCCUGUGUCGCAUCAUUGACCCGUCCAUGGCGCAAGGUGUUGAGCGGUUCUUUAAAGCAGCUAUUGUUGACCGUACCCCAUCGAUUUCGUCUGCGGCGCUCGUAUCGUCAUAUCACCUAUUCCCUCACGCCAAGGACGUCGUAAAAAGAUGGGUCAAUGAAGCCCAGGAAGCCGUUAAUGCGAAGUCGUCACCGUCUUUCUUUGGAGGCUCAUCAGGGGGUUACCUAAACUUUGGCUCAUCGGGCUCGCCGAGCAGCGGGUAUCAGCCUAUUCCAUCUACCAGUUACAUUGCGCAGUACCAUGCUCUGGGGCUACUCUAUCUUAUUCGUCAACACGACAGGAUGGCAGUGACCAAGAUGAUCCAACAGCUUGGUGGCGGAAAAUCGGGAGCUGGUACAACGCUGAAGAACCCCAUGGCGUUGUGUAUGCUGAUUCGGUAUGCUGCAAAGAUUAUGGAGGAAGAUCCAAACAUGCAGAGACAAAUGUUGGAUCUCCUUGAUGGUUGGCUGCGACAUAAGAGUGACAUGGUUAACUUGGAGGCUGCACGUGCAAUAUGUGAGAUAAAGAAUGUCCCUACUGCUCAACUAUCGAAAGCAAUAUCAGUUUUGCAGUUAUUCCUCUCUUCGCCAAAACCUGUGCUCAAAUUCGCAGCAACCCGCUCGUUAGCUUCCCUCGCUUUGACUCAUCCAAGUAGCGUCGCUACCUGCAAUGUGGACCUAGAGAACUUGAUCGCUGAUUCGAAUAGGAGCGUGGCGACUUAUGCUAUCACGACCCUUCUCAAGACCGGCAACGAAGCUUCCGUGGAUCGCCUCAUGAAACAAAUUACAAGCUUCAUGUCAGAGAUCAGCGACGAAUUCAAGGUCAUCAUCGUUGACGCCAUCCGCUCCCUCUGUCUCAAGUUCCCUACAAAACACGUGUCAAUGCUCUCUUUCCUUGCUGGCGUGUUACGUGAUGAAGGAGGCUAUGACUUUAAGCGUGCGGUCGUGGAGGCGAUGUUCGACAUGGUGAAGUAUGUUGCAGAUUGCAAGGAGCAAGCACUCUCUCAUCUGUGUGAGUUCAUUGAGGAUUGCGAAUUUACCAAGCUCUCUGUUCGCAUCCUUUACCUUCUUGGCAUGGAGGGACCCAAGUCUCCGCAGCCUACCAAAUAUAUUCGAUUCAUCUAUAACCGGGUGGUUUUGGAGAAUGCCACCGUUAGAGCCGCUGCAGUCUCCAGCCUCGCUAAGUUCGGAGUCAAUGCGAUCGAUAUGGGCCUGCGUCGAAGUAUUGGCGUGCUUUUGAACAGGUGCUUGGAUGAUGUUGACGAUGAAGUCCGUGAUCGUGCUGCCAUGUACCUGAAGGUCAUGAAGGAACGACCACUUGCAGACGCAUACAUAAAAGAGGAGUCCGUGUUCUCUUUGGCGGCGUUGGAGUCUAAGCUUGUUGCCUAUAUCAGCGACCCAGUAGCAGUGUCCCAACCAUUUGACGCAACUUCAAUACCCAAGGUUAGCCGUGCGCAGCUGGCUGCGGAGUCUGUUCUCCCGAGUACAUUAGAUACUAUCGCUAUGCCCGUCGUUGAAACCGAUUCGACGCCGCCCCCUCCGACAGCUGCAGACACACAAUCUACCUAUGUACACCAGCUCGCUGAAGUGCCCGAGUUGGCUGAAUAUGGGCCAGUUCUCAAUAGCAGCGCGAAACUGGCCCAGCUUACUGAGUCGGAGACGGAGUAUCAAGUAACGUGUGCCAAACACAUAUUUAAGGAACAUAUUGUGUUCCAGUUCAAUGUAACCAAUACCCUUCCCGAUACGGUUCUGGAGCAGGUGUCUGUAAUCAUGCAACCACAAGCAGACUGUGGUUUGACAGAAGACUUUAUCAUUCCUGUACCCGCUUUGAUGACUUCGACUUCACCUGGCAUAGUCUAUGUUUCUUUCUCGCGAGACAAUCCCGAAGAGUACGCUACUGGCUCGUUCCAGUGCACUCUCAAGUUCGUCAGCAAGGAACUGGACCCUUCGACUGGUGAACCCGAAGAGGAGGGGUACGAAGACGAGUACCAAGUAGAAGAUGUGGAACUGGCGGUUGGUGGGGACUACAUCAUACCCAGUUAUGCUUCCUUCUCGUCGGAGUGGGACAGAUUACGAACAGGCGCUAGUUCUACGGAAACCUUUUCGCUGACUGCCAUGGAGAGCAUAAAAGCCGCGUGCGACUCGAUUAUAGAAAUUCUCAACAUGGAACCUCUGGGAGGAACCGAAGUGCCGACGUCAGCAUCGGUCCACACUUUGCAGCUGUCUGGGUUGGUCACUGGAGGUGGGGGUAAGGUGCUGGUGAGAUGCCGGAUGACAUACGCCAAAGGAGAAGGGGUCACUCUCGAGUUAAGUGUUCGCGCCGAACAGGAGAGGGCCUGUGCAUUGGUCGUGUCCGCCGUAAGUGGCUAGAAUGGUGGCGGAAAACAAAUUCUCCGGAGCGCUGAGCGACGUUCUCAUAAUGAACUAUAUACAUCUACUUAGUCCGCUGGUUGUUAUUCUACCGGUACAUGGAUCAGAGGACAUUCCGGGUUUCACAUGACAUGGUACUUCCGGCUUUGAGACAGGUUGAGAGACAAUCGCAUUGCGGAUCAUG